AUGGAGACGAUGAGUUUUCCGAAGUCGCUCAGCGUACCACCGAGGAGGAACUUUGCGUUUAGGAAUUGGGCUGGUAUUUACUCGUCUAGAGCUCAGUUGUACUUCCAACCAACCUCUGUGCAAGAGGUUGUUGAGAUUGUCAAUGAGGCAAGGAGGCAGAAGAAAACGGUAGUUACUAUAGGGUCCGGUCACUCGCCAAGCGAUAUGUGCAUGACCAAAGAGUGGCUUGUGAACUUGGACAAACUUAAUCAGGUUCACGAAUUCAAAGAGUUUCCAGAAGAUCACUAUGCCGAUGUUACUGUUGACGCUGGUAUGAGAGUCUACCAGUUAAGCGAGUUGGUCGGAGCUCGGGGUUAUGCUAUCCAAAAUCUCGGAUCUAUCUCUGAGCAGAGCGUUGCCGGUAUCAUUUCUACCGGUACGCACGGUUCGUCGCCUUACCAUGGAUUAGUGUCUUCUCAGUACGUUAAUCUGACAAUUGUGAACGGUAAGGGCGAGGUUGUCUUCCUCGACGCGGAAAACGAGCCAGAGAUCUUUAGGGCGGCGAUGCUUUCGCUCGGAAAGAUCGGUAUCAUUGUCCGUGCUACCAUACGUGUUGUUCCCGCGUUCCAUAUCAAAUCUACGCAGGAGGUUAUAGAUUUUGACACUGUUCUCUCCAGAUGGAACUCGCUAUGGACGUCGUCUGAGUUCAUCAGGGUUUGGUGGUAUCCCUACUCUCGUAAAUGCAUCCUCUGGAGAGGUGUUAAGACUGAGGAUCCGCUCACGGCUCCAAGACGUUCUUGGUGGGGCACCUCGAUGGGCAGACUCUUCUACGAGUCGCUGCUUUGGUUUACGGUGAAAGUUUAUCCACCACUAACGCCAGUGGUUGAAAGGUUCGUGUUCCGCAUGCAAUAUGGUGAUGUUCAACUUGGCGGCGGUGACAUUGAAGUGGCAAACUCCAUUGACAGUCUAAACAUGGACUGCCUGUUCUCUCAAUUUGUCGACGAAUGGGCAUGUCCUUUGGAGAAUGGUUUGGAAGUGCUGCGUUCUUUAGACCAUUUCGUUGGACAGGCUGCUCAGAACAAGGACUACUACGUGCAUGUUCCUGUGGAAAUUCGCUGCUCAAACACAACGCUGCCACCUCAGGUUCUAGACACCAAGGACAGAACCUCGGUGAGCCCCGGUCCAGUGUACGGUAACGUCUUGCGUCCGUACUUGGACAAUACUCCUCGCAGAGAAUACGAGCCGCUCGCCGACGUGACCAACAGCCAAUUGACUCUAUACAUCAACGCCACCAUGUACAGACCAUUCAGAUCCAACACUCCCAUCCGCAAAUGGUACACCAUAUUCGAAGAAACUAUGGCAGCUGCUGGAGGUAAGCCCCAUUGGGCCAAGAACUUUUUAGGCUCUACCUCCCUCGUGCCUCAUCCAGAGAAGAAGGAGUCUGACUAUGCCGACCACGAGAUGAGAGGAAUGGCCAAGAGAUUCCAAGAGUGCUACGGCGACGACUUGAGGGCCUUCCGGAAGGUCAGAAGGGAACAAGAUCCUGAAAAUGUGUUCGUUUCCAACAGAGAAUGGAGUCUGCGUAAUGGUAUUGUUGAAGCAGAAGAGUUAGAUUGA
This is a messenger RNA of Torulaspora globosa, 1596 nucleotides long. RefSeq names its product D-arabinono-1,4-lactone oxidase (gene ALO1). NCBI's taxonomy places the organism in Eukaryota, Fungi, Ascomycota, Saccharomycetes, Saccharomycetales, Saccharomycetaceae. The coding region runs from base 1 to 1596 and encodes 531 amino acids. The transcript has a single exon. Gene Ontology annotation, cellular component: mitochondrion; membrane. Gene Ontology annotation, molecular function: FAD binding; D-arabinono-1,4-lactone oxidase activity. The record is from RefSeq and is a predicted model, not a curated record.